AUGAUCGAAUGGUCUUCGCUACUGAAUGGGUUGCGGGGCAUCCUCGCCCUCCUCCUCGCCAGUCUUCUACUGUUAUACUGGUAUAUCCGCAUACCGGGUGAUCUGCCCAAGAAUAUACCCACAGUACCAAUCUAUAUAUCGCUGCUAGGUCUCUGGAGCGACAUGGGCCAAGACGACAUCUACGAUCGAUGGCUCCGCGGGCCGUUGGAAACGCAUGGCGCUGUCAAGAUAUGGUUUGCCGGUCGAUGGAAUGUCCUGGCAACGCGACCGCAAUUCCUAGUGGAUAUGUUUCGGCACGAAGACGUAUAUGCGAAAGCAGGGAGUCAGAAGAAGAUUCCAUGGGGUGUGAUUGCCGCGUUGGUUGGCGACAAUAUUAUCAAUGCCCACGGUGAUAACUGGAGGCUGUUUACGUCUAUCAUGAAGCCGGGCUUGCAGCGGCGAAUCACCGAUUCGAGACCGUUACUGGAGAAGUCGCGGAAGUUUGUGGAUGUAAUAUUGGAGGAACAGAGUCGGCUUGGGAGGGCAAAGGGGGUGUUGGUUAACCCUAUCAUUCAGCGGUGGGCCUUGAGCUGUAUGGGGAUCAGUUUUAUGAAUGUCGAUCUUGAGGCCUUGGAACGACCCGGACAGCGUCUUGAAGAGCUCCAAACAAUCAUCAAGAAGACCUUGUUCAAGCCACUGUUCUUCAAUUUCCCCGACCUCGAUCGAUACCCAUCUAUCUUCCACCAACGCAAGAUUGCUUUCGCAACCAUGCAAGAGUUUGGAGACAUACUCUGUGAAACAGUUCGGCGACGAUCCCAUGACCAAGAAAAUGGCGAUGGCGAUGGCGAGCAGGUGGUCGACUAUCUCGACCGGGCCUUGAAGGAAGGUCGCAUCACCGAGGAGCAAUACCGCGCCAACCUCAAGAUCACCUUCCUCACAGCACACGAAAACGCACAGCAGCUCGUCAAUUCCGCCUUCUGGGUCCUGGGCAAGAACCAAGCCGUGCAGGAGAAGCUUCGAGCCGAGAUUCUUGCGACUGGCGAAGAAGACCCGUCGACCGAUCUGGUCCACUCACUGCCCUACCUCUUUUCCGUCAUCCUCGAGCUUCUCCGCCUGUAUCCACCCGUCUCUCAACUGAUCAACCGCGUGACUACGGCCCGAUCCGUUCUAGGAGGCGAAAUAAUCAUCCCGAAUCGUACGUGGGUCGGCUGGAAUGCCUUCGGCGUGCAUACGGAUCCGACCGUAUGGGGCCCAGAUGCCAGAGAGUUCACUCCCGAGCGAUGGGGGAACGAGGUCAAGGCCAUCCAGAAUGCCAUGCGUAGCAAGACGACUCAAUGUCAUUUCAUUGCGUUCAAUGCACACUCGCGGAAGUGUUUGGGCCAGGGGUUCGCGGUGCUACAGAUGAAGAUCCUGCUGUUUGAAAUGGUGCGGCGCAUGGAGUGGAAUAUCGAUGCGGAAUAUGAACUGAAACUGACGUCGGGCGGGAUUAUGGCUCCGUUGGGACUCCGUGCUGUUGUGCAAGAGAGGGGUGGACCGGCCGAGGUGAACGGUGUUGUGCAGUAG
Penicillium canariense is the source of this 1542-nucleotide messenger RNA. RefSeq names its product cytochrome P450 monooxygenase xanG (gene xanG). The record is from RefSeq and is a predicted model, not a curated record. Gene Ontology annotation, molecular function: heme binding; oxidoreductase activity, acting on paired donors, with incorporation or reduction of molecular oxygen; monooxygenase activity. The coding region runs from base 1 to 1542 and encodes 513 amino acids. The transcript has 3 exons. NCBI's taxonomy places the organism in Eukaryota, Fungi, Ascomycota, Eurotiomycetes, Eurotiales, Aspergillaceae.